Messenger RNA from Exophiala aquamarina CBS 119918, 678 nucleotides. RefSeq names its product 6,7-dimethyl-8-ribityllumazine synthase. The transcript has a single exon. Gene Ontology annotation, molecular function: 6,7-dimethyl-8-ribityllumazine synthase activity. The coding region runs from base 1 to 678 and encodes 225 amino acids. Lineage: Eukaryota; Fungi; Ascomycota; Eurotiomycetes; Chaetothyriales; Herpotrichiellaceae. Gene Ontology annotation, biological process: riboflavin biosynthetic process. The record is from RefSeq and is a predicted model, not a curated record. Gene Ontology annotation, cellular component: riboflavin synthase complex; intracellular anatomical structure; mitochondrial intermembrane space.
AUGGCCUCUCUCAAGGGCCCUGGCGCUGCACAGAAGCACGAUGGCUCCGGUCUUCGCAUCGCUAUUGUCCACGCUCGUUGGAACACCACUUUGAUCGAUGCCUUGGUCAGCGGUGCGAAGAAAAGUCUACUUGCCUCAGGAGUGAAAGAGGAGAACAUCGUCCUCGAGUCGGUUCCCGGGUCCUACGAACUCCCUUUGGCAGUGCAAAGAGUCUAUGCCGCCUCUCAAAUACAAAGCGCUACGAGCACCGUUGCUGGCGGAGUUGGUAGUCUGGCCAGUGGCAUUGGAGAUCUGCUUGGUGGAAGCAACUCCACGACAGAUCUGCAGGGCAGCCUACAACCAGCAGCUCCAACAGAGGAGCCUAAAGGUUCAAGACACGCAUUCGAUGCAAUUAUCGCAGUCGGGGUCCUGAUCAAAGGGGAGAGCAUGCAUUUUGAAUAUAUUGCUGAUGCGGUUAGCCACGGUCUGAUGAAGGUACAAUUGGACACUGGUGUACCAGUCAUAUUCGGCCUUUUGACUAUUUUGAACGAGGGCCAGGGUCUGGCAAGAGCCGGUCUCGAAGGGGGUACAGGGAAGGAAGCCAAAGGUCACAACCAUGGUGAAGACUGGGGCUAUGCUGCCGUUGAGCUUGGUGUGAAGCGGAAAGCUUGGUCAGAAGGCAAGGUGGCAGGGUCUUGA